Messenger RNA from Bufo gargarizans (Asiatic toad), 1176 nucleotides. RefSeq names its product odorant receptor 131-2-like. The record is from RefSeq and is a predicted model, not a curated record. Gene Ontology annotation, cellular component: membrane. Lineage: Eukaryota; Metazoa; Chordata; Amphibia; Anura; Bufonidae. Gene Ontology annotation, biological process: G protein-coupled receptor signaling pathway. The coding region runs from base 1 to 1176 and encodes 391 amino acids. The transcript has 2 exons. Gene Ontology annotation, molecular function: G protein-coupled receptor activity.
AUGACCCCCGCAGAUGACAUCGAGACCUAUUUGGCGAUCUUCGAGAAGGUAGUCGUGAGAGAGAAGCUACCCCGGGAGCAAUGGGCUGAGGUCGUCACUCCGUUCCUGUCAUCUGGACCCCAGCAGGUGUAUUUUGACUUACUGGAUGACCAAGUGGCUGAUUACCUGACAGUAAAGGGUGAGAUCCUGGCGAGACUGGGGGUGAAUGUAUUAGUCCAGGCCCGUAUGAGCAGAAAUAACUCCCCUGCUCCAACUAUGGUGAACUCUUCAUCAACCCUUCAAGACAACACCACCCAAGUGUCCAUCACCAUGAACAAGACAGUCGAGAUUAUCCGAUGGUCAUUCAUCUUCUUGAUCAUAGUUGGCCUCUGCUUUUUCAUCUGCUUCGUGGCCAUGAUACUCAACAUCUUCUUUGUCAAUCCUCAACUCCAGGAGAGCACCCGCUAUCUCCUCUUCAUCUACAUGCUUUUAAACGACACAAUAUAUUUAUUCCUGGCCUUCUACUUAGUGAUGGCAGCAAAGUAUUUUUUUUAUGUCCCUGUACCUGUCUGCUUCAUCUUGUAUGCCAUUUCAUCGAGUGCAUUUAGGGUAACUCCAUACAACCUUGCCGCCAUGGCUCUGGAACGUUACAUGGCCAUCUGUCACCCACUUCGCUAUGCAGCGCUGUGCACCAAAAAAAGAGUGAAUAUAGCCUAUGUCUCAAUAUGGGUGUUACUCAUAAUCCUACAUGGUGCCGAGCUGUUCUUUAUGUUCUCAUCCAUUACAAAUCUAUAUCGCUAUGCCAUCUGCUUACAUGACACCCUAUUGGUAAAUCCCAUUCAGAACGUCAUAAGGACCUUCGUCUUCGUCCUAUGUUUCGGCUUGGUGGGAAUCAUCCUCAUAUUUACCUAUGUUAAGAUCAUGCUGGUUGCCCGCAAAGUAAGUUCUCAAUCGUCUUCUGCUUCCAAAGCUGGAAAGACCGUCAUGCUUCACGCAUUUCAGUUACUGUUGUGUAUGUCUUCCCUACUGUCCACGCUCACUGAAACAUUUUUGCCCACGAUGAUCGAAUACAUGCCAAUAACAAACUUUUUUGUCUUCACUUGUGUGCCGAGGUUCCUCAGCCCCGUCAUCUAUGGAUUCCGGGAUGAAGAACUGAAAAAGCACAUCAAAAAGUCUUUAUGGAAGCAUCUCCAUUAG